Castor canadensis (American beaver) is the source of this 2540-nucleotide messenger RNA. RefSeq names its product U-box domain containing 5 (gene Ubox5). Gene Ontology annotation, biological process: protein polyubiquitination. Gene Ontology annotation, molecular function: ubiquitin protein ligase binding; ubiquitin-ubiquitin ligase activity. Gene Ontology annotation, cellular component: nucleus. Lineage: Eukaryota; Metazoa; Chordata; Mammalia; Rodentia; Castoridae. The record is from RefSeq and is a predicted model, not a curated record.
AAUCUGCCCUCCUCAUUCCUGUUGAAUGUUAGUGAACAACUGAAUGUCUCUUCUCUGUCACUGCUUCCCAUCUACAAUGAAGUGAGGAUGCAGACUGCUGAGAAGUCUGUGAGGUAGUGGUGUGUGAUGUGAGCUGCAGCAGUCCCCAGGGAUGCCCAGCAGGAGGCAAGAGGUGCUGGCAUUGAAGAGAAUUUAAUGUUGGAUUGACUGAAUAGUCUCAGUGAAUAUUUGUGCAGAUUACAAUUUGGCUGUUUCUGAUGCUUGGAAGUAAUCCUUUCAGCCACAGAGAUGGUAGUAAAUCUUUGCCUCCCACAGUUCAGACCAAGAAUUCACUGCAACAAGAUAUCAGCUGAUGGCUAUGAAGUAGAAAAUCUCAUCUCUGAAGACCCCACAAAAAGAAGCCGUGGUUUUAGGACAGAGUAUUUCAUUAAGCCACCCGUCCAUGUGACAGUUUCCUUUCCCUUUAAUGUAGAAAUCUGUAGGAUUAACAUAGACCUCACAGCUGGGGGAGUUCAGAACAUCACUGGCCUGGAAAUGUACACAUCUGCCUUAUCCAGCAGAGCCUCUUGGAGUUCACCUGAGUGCCGGACCCUGGGCCCAGCUGAGCCAUCUGUCCCGGACAAGGGGGCAUUCACCUUGGUAGGCAAGGUCUUACUAAGAAACCAGAGCCAAGUGGUGUUUUGCCACAGGGGCUUCAAGGCCAGACCACCUUUUAGCCCAAUGGAAGUCACACUCCCCUCCCCUGGUGUUGUAUUCCAGGAGCUCUGGAAUAAAGGGGCUCUUUCCCUUAGCCACGUGGCCCACCUCAAGAUUUGUAUCACCCACGUGACAGGCAGUGGUAUCCCUUGCGUCAAGCGCUUGGAGGUAUGGGGUCAACCAGCCAAGACCUGCUCUCAGGAGGUGAUGAACAGUGUCCUGCUGGUGGCCUCAGAGAGCCUGCCUCAGAACUUGGCUCUGCAGACACCAGCUUUGCCCAUGGAGAGUGAUUGUGACCAGUCUGAGGGCCAGCAGGCCCCCUCCCACCUACAGGAGCUGGCUGAGGUGAUUCGGGAUGUACCUGAAGAAUUUCUGGAUCCCAUCACCCUGGAGAUCAUGCCUUGCCCUAUGCUGCUGCCCUCAGGCAAGGUCAUUGACCAGAGCACGCUGGAGAAGUGUAACCACAGCGAAGCUGCUUGGGGCCGAGUGCCCAGCGACCCUUUCACAGGUGUAGCCUUUACUCCACACUCCCAGCCCCUGCCCCACCCCUCCCUGAAGGCCCGAAUUGAUCAUUUCCUCCUCCAGCACUCUAUCCCUGGCUACCAUCUGCUUGGGAGAGCACAGACUACAUCGGCAGUGACCCCUUCUAUCAUUGCUCUACCAUCACGGAAAAGGAAGAUGGAGCAAACUGAACAGGCCUCAGACAGCAUCCUAGGUGUGAAUGCUUCCUGUUUCUCUAGCACAAGCACUCUGGUCUCGCCCACUACCUCAGAGCACACCGCCAAGAAAAUGAAAACCACCAGUGAGCUUGGCCUGGUGCACAUGGACUGUUCAACAGGUCCAGUAUCUCAUGAGCAGAAGCUGUCGCAAAGCUUGGAAAUUGCCUUGACAUCCACCCUUGGCUCUAUGCCCUCCUUCACGGCCCGACUAACCAAGGGACAGCUCCAGCACCUGGGCACAAGAUGCAGCAGCACUUCUGGAAGGCCAAGCGCCUGCUUGGAGCAGCCCGGGAACAACUCCGGCCCUGAGUGCGCCUCCUGCAAAAGAGCAUUUUCUCCCUACUUCAAAAAGGAGCCUGUGUACCAGCUGCCCUGUGGCCACCUCCUCUGCAGGCCCUGCCUGGGUGAGAGGCAGCGUUCCCUGUCCAUGACAUGCACAGCCUGCCAGCAGCCAUUUGCCAGCCAGGAUGUGCUUCGGGUCCACUUCUGAGUGACAGCCUCAACUCAAGAAGCCCCAUCACUGGGAGGAGCCAAAGGGGAGCAGAAGCAGGGUCCAGCUCCCCUAUGGCCUGGCCAGUGGCAGGCAUAGGGCUACUUGUUCUUUCUGGGGCUUUAGCACCUCACAGUGUAGCACAGGAACUGAGUGAGGGACACCCCACUCCUGCUCAUGUGGCAAUAGGAUAACAAAGCCAUAAGCUGGACUGGGAGGGCUAGGGGAGAAGUCUUUGCCCUCCUGGGCCUCCCUGCCACUCCUCUGUCAGAGCCCAGGUCCCCUGCAUCCAGCAUCUGCUGAGGCCUCCGUGUUGUCUGUACACACCCCUUCCAGCAGGGCCUUGUAAGUGGAGCAUAAUGGAUGAUGGCCUUGGUAUCUCACAGAGAGCCUCUGUCUCAGGGUCACAUAGAAGUGGGCCAUGGUGGGGGUUGUGGAAUACAUGACUCAGCCUCUUCCCAUUUCCCAACUGGCAGACACUCAAAGCCUUAAUAAAGUGAUGGUUGAUGUCUGCUGUGGACUUCCUCCUGGCAGAGUGCCUGUGUGUCAUAUUUCUGUCCCCCACCUGCAUCCACACAAGUGGAACCGUCACAGGGCAGCCAUGAGCAGUCACUGCAACUUGCCAGGCUGUGAUU